GUCUCCUCCCCGCGACCGCUACAUUCUGCGCGGAAAGACACUCUCUCCCGGUCCGUAUUUUAACUUCUUCAUCGAGGCCGAGUGCUACCUCGUUGGGUACCGGGAGGCAGUUUGCACCGCCGGCAUCACGGAUUGAGGGCGAUUUUACACGGAUGACGACUCCUUCAGCGAGAAUUUAGUAAAAGAAAACUGGUCGGAAAAUUCAGAACAUGCGGAGGGGACCCUAAUUUCAGCAUCCUGGAAGUAGAAAGCACUGAGGACCUGUGUCUCACUCCACAGACAGUUUUAGAGUAAACUUCAACUGGGAGUGACAAACAGUUCGAAGCCAGCACGCUUUGCCUCUUAUUUGGACAACUGUGUGAACAACCGAGUGAGAACAGGUGCAACGUGUGGCCACAGCAGCAGCGAGGAAGGGGAGGCGGCAGUGCGGCAGCGAGCCUCUCCGGCUGUGGAUGUGCUGGGUGGCAAGCCCCAGGCCGCACACAAUGUGUCUGGGGAGUCACAUCGGCAUGUCCCGCAGCCGGCCGCUGCUGCCACCCGCCCGCUCCCUCCCUUGCCAGAAAGCGUCCACUCUGCAUUCCUGGUCAUGGAGACAACUCCUCCGCUCCCAAUUAGCGGCGAUGCAAGCGUCCGCGUCUCACGGAGCGAGCGUGUCGCCCAAGUCGAUGGCGUCAACUUGUCCCUUGCUGAGGACUUCAGACCUUGUGCCCCCCUCGCCUCACAUCCACAAAACGCUAGCGAGUUUCGAGGGUUGCAACGUGGCUUACAUACUGUUACUAAAGAGACGAACCUUUCCAAUUGUGAGACGCAUCAUAAUCAGUUUCCUCAAGAAGGUGCUGGGAUCGCGGUUGGCUUACAACACAACUCGGAUAUUGAAAGACACUUGGAAUUUGACAGAAAACACACUAGUGGAACUGUUGCACCACAGGCUCAGCUCGGCUUCACGGCCUCAUCCUUCUCAAACGCUAGAGAGCACAGAGCUACGGAGCAUUCAAAUCAAGCAGGCGCUCGCCAAGACUCGACACCGCUUGUGUCUGCUCCAUCGAACUGCAGUGGACAAGUUAACCUGCCACGAGUUCUCAAAGAGGUCCAGCAGGAUGUUGUGCAUGUUAAUGAGAUGGCGGACGUGUCAAACAAAACUGCUCUUCUCUCAGUUGAAACACUUGAGACUCCAAAUGCAGGAGGACCUGGAUCAGGUUCUCCACAGACGCCGGUGUUGUUCAACAACACAGGACACGCCCAAUCGGGCUGUGUAAUUGAGGAACCGAGCGACAGUUCCCCUAAGUCCUCCGCUCUCUGCUCGGUACCUGACUCGGGCCUGCUUGUGUCCUUGCAAGCUGAGGCAGAACCAUCACAACCCUUAACGGAGACGCCCAUGAUUACUGAACUGGUGCAUUCCGCUGACUCGCAGGAGAUCGUGGUUGUCAGCGAGGCGGCGCACCUGGGGGGCGGCUGGUCCAACGUGCACUUGAAGCAGAGUUACCUCCUACAGCGCGCCGACGGAAGCGUGUGCGAGGCCGCCAUUGUCACCGAGCACACGCCGGCGGAGGCCAACAUGGACUUGGACACGCAAAACGUGGAAGUGUACCAGUUCUGUGGUUUGGUGGAGGAGGUAGCCGAGGAGACUGUGUGCGUCAGCACCAGCGUGCAGAUACCUCACUCUCCGGGAUACGAGGUCAACUUGUUCAAUGCUUUGUUGGACUCCUCAGAGGACCUCGAAUCCAACUUAGAACCUUCUAUCCCCACUAUUAAUGACCGUGACACGGUCAUCAUAUCCCAGCAGGAAGACGAUGCAGUCCAAGAACGGGUUUGUUCCAACAGCAGUGUCCACAGUCUCUCUGUAGCUGCAGUGGGGCAGCACCUUCUACUAGACACCAGCUCCAAUCAGGUGUGUUUGCUGGAAGUGGACUCGUUCCACAUGGACCAGACUCUGACACAAGUCUCGACGCCUUGUCCGCAGGUGAGCGAGGACAGACGGGAAGGCGGAUGGACACACUACUCUCUCCUCGCUUGUACCACCGGUAGAUGCUGUUAA
Phycodurus eques (leafy seadragon) is the source of this 2035-nucleotide messenger RNA. RefSeq lists its product as uncharacterized. Bases 587 to 2035 code for a protein of 482 amino acids. The record is from RefSeq and is a predicted model, not a curated record. The transcript is spliced from 4 exons. NCBI's taxonomy places the organism in Eukaryota, Metazoa, Chordata, Actinopteri, Syngnathiformes, Syngnathidae.